AUGAUAGGCCAAGCCUUAGCUCGACGAGGGUUCCAGCCUUGGGCGCUAUCCACGCGCCGUGUGCCAGUUCGUGCUCUUCAUGGAAGUAGUCCGUCGCUCCAUCGUGUUGUCGUAUCAGGUAUUCAGCCAACGGGUGUACCUCAUCUGGGCAACUAUUUGGGCGCCCUUCGCAGUUGGGUUGACCUGCAGAAUCAGGCUGAAAAGGAUGACCAGUUUUUCUUCUUUAUUGCGAGUCUCCAUGCCGUUACUGUCCCACAGAAACCUGCACAGCUCUAUACGGAUCGACGUAAUCUGUUGGCUGCACUAAUUGCUAUCGGACUUGAUCCUCACCGCUGCACUGUAUUCCUUCAGGACCAGGUCCCCGAGCAUACAGAGCUUGGAUGGUACUUUAUGUGUAUUGCUCCCUUUGGACGGUUGGAACGCAUGACAACAUGGAAGUCGAAAAUCGCUACGCUGCACCAUGCUGGCUCGAUGGAAGCCGUGAAUGAAUCACAGCUUCAAUUGGGUCUUUUCUCGUACCCUGUACUUCAGGCAGCGGAUAUCCUGAUGUACAACGCCACGCAUGUGCCUGUAGGCGAAGACCAAACACAGCACUUGGAGUUGACGCGUGAUCUCGCGCAUCAAUUCAAUCGUCUAGUAAAGAAAAAGUGCUUCCGGCUGCCCGAGCAGAUGUUCACCGAGUUCAAACGUAUUCUCUCAUUGCGUCAACCGGAUCAAAAAAUGUCCAAGUCAGCACCCGAUGCAAAUUCACGUAUUCUGCUGACGGACACACCGGAACAGAUCCGUGCCAAAAUUAAAAAAGCUGUGACGGACAGUGACCCUUCUCUAGGUUUUGAUCCUAUGCAUCGACCUGCUGUAAGCAAUUUGCUUCAAAUUCUCGCUGGUUUGCGGGGUAACACGCUGAAGAAGGAUCUCUUAGAGGGUGAAGAUGAAGCGCAGCUGCAAAACCCGGCAUUUGUGGCCGAGGUGCUCAAUCGUCUGAAAGGUGGAUCUGGUGCUGCGUUAAAAGCAGCCCUGAUCGAUAGUAUCAUUGAAGAACUCCGGCCUAUCCAGAUGGAGUACAGCCGACUGGUUACAGAGGAUGGCUAUCUGGAUAGCAUCGAAGCAUUGGGCCGUGAUAAAGCUCGUGAACAUGCGCAAAAGACACUUCAGCGUGUGAGAUCGUUGCUAGGCUAUGAACCCCAACGAAAGUAG
This is a messenger RNA of Malassezia pachydermatis, 1194 nucleotides long. RefSeq names its product tryptophanyl-trna synthetase. Lineage: Eukaryota; Fungi; Basidiomycota; Malasseziomycetes; Malasseziales; Malasseziaceae. Gene Ontology annotation, molecular function: tryptophan-tRNA ligase activity; ATP binding. The transcript has 5 exons. The record is from RefSeq and is a predicted model, not a curated record. Gene Ontology annotation, biological process: mitochondrial tryptophanyl-tRNA aminoacylation. The coding region runs from base 1 to 1194 and encodes 397 amino acids. Gene Ontology annotation, cellular component: mitochondrial matrix; mitochondrion.